AAGUUUUGGCAUCUGUCAUUUAUGUAACUAGUUAAUGUCGAGGUCACAGUAAGUUUUAUUUGGAUUUGAAUGUAUUUUUACUAGUCAUUUAAAUAGUAGUGAUUGCUCUUUUAACACAAUAUUUGUUCUCACUUCUAUUUGCAUGGCAAUUUAAAAAAAAGUUUCUAUCUGUAGAAAGUUAAAGGCAGGGCAUUACUGCAUUAAUAUUUUGGCACUGACAAUACACAAAUGAAGUAAAAUGGGUAUAGGUUGCAGCUCAUUUGCUCAUCUAGAAGACAACGAAUAUUUGAAGCGACUGUCAAGCAACGUUUCCAUUUCGGAAAAUGACCCUUUUUGGAAUCAAUUGUUUUCAUUCACUUUGUCCGCACCACGAGAUAGAAAUGAAGCAAUUUUGCUCGAAGAGGCAACUGAGACUUUUUGCAAGAUGCUAGUUGAUCACAACCAACACACUGGGAAUUUCACAUCUUUAUUGAAAGUUUUUCUUUCCCGUUUUUCCGAACUCAAGUCGUCUGCGGAGUGCGAUGACCAGUUAUUUAUAUGGCAGUCAAGAAAUGCUAUGUUUGUGAUUCAACACUUAUGUAAGUUUUUAGCUGAAAACACAACGGAAAUGAAAAUGAUGGAACAGUUCGGAGCCCGAUCCUUGGUCGAGAGACAAAAAGAUUUAACCUCAGGGUCCGUAUUUGAAGGAACAGAGAAUGUGAAUUACGCUCAUGAGCUGUUAAGUGCAUUAAUGGACAUUAUUAUACAUGUCCCAAUACUCGAUUUCACAUACUCUCUUCAUAUUGAAGCUUUAAACACAAUUCUUGUCUUACUUUCGGUUCAAAUGUUUGUCCCAUCACCAGGGGAUAACGGCCCCAUAUAUCGCAUUUUAAUGACAGGUCAAUGCGCCGCAAAAGCAAACAACUUCAUGCGAGCUUUGCUGCAAAACUUUAUAGAGCAACGACCAUCACCAGAAGCAGGUUCAAGAGAAAAUGGUGGCGGUAGUUUUGUGAUCGGAAUUGCAUCUGCUGUUGCAAGUGGAUUAUGGAGUGCACUGAAACUUGGUGGGAAAAAGGAUAGUGGAGUUUCAAAAGAAUUAACGUCAGAACUUGGACCUCCUACCAUUGGUCGCCAAAGUGCCUUACUUAUUCUUGCUUUGAUAAAUCAUCAGAGUUAUGUUGACCCAACUGGUCAACCAUUCGUAAAUCCAUACAAAGCUGCUUUAUGCUGCUUUCGUCAUGUGCAGGGGCAACUCCAAGGCCCAUCUAAUGGAAAGCAAAAAGGUUCACUUCCAUCAUUUCACAUAAACCUGUCGCGCUUGUAUGGCACUGCCUGCUCAGUUCAGGUUUACGAAUCAAGCACAUUGUUGCUUUAUUCAUUAUUGCAUGGAAACCCAGACGUAAAAGCAUUUGUUUUGUCCAAAACUGAUAUUGACAGUCUUGUGACUCCAAUUUUGCAAAUUUUAUAUUUUGCACCUUCGCAAAAUUCGCAUCACAUUUACAUGGCGCUAAUCAUUCUGUUAAUGUUCACAGAAGAUGACCACUUUAACAAGUAUGUUCAUGACAUUCGUCUUCCAACUGUGCCAUGGUACACAGACCGCAUACUCUCUGAUAUCAGUCUCGGUGACUUGAUAAUUCUUGUCGUUAUCAGAACCAUCCAGUUCAACAUGAGCAGAAUGAGGGAUAGAUAUCUUCACACAAAUUGCUUAGCAGCACUUGCCAACAUGUCUGCACAUUUUCGAUCUUUGCACCCGUAUGCUGCACAAAGAAUUUUUAGUCUUGUCACACUUCUUACGAAAAAGUACAGGAAGCUCACUGAAAAAGUUCUGGCAAUAAUGGCCACAUCUGAUACACCUGGUACUGUGUCAGAUGCAUCUGCAACUUCUUCCGAACAGGCAGAAAUUGACAUGGAGCCGGAAAGAGAUUAUGCUUCAAACCUAAAGGUCCUUGAAGAGGUACUUCGCAUGCUGCUAGAAAUUGUAAAUUCUUGCUUAACAGGAGGUGCAUUGCGCCACAACGCAAACCUGGUCUAUGCUCUUCUGCAAAGGCGUGAAGCAUUUGACCAGCUGCGUCUACACACUGUGUACCAGGAUGUGCUUCAAAACAUCGACACUGUCAUUAACUUUUUCACUGGACGUUUGGAUCAGCUGAACCAGCAGACAAUGACGACAGAUGAAGUGCAUAGCGUCAUCAAAGAUGCAACUGUGCAGCUACCAAGCCAUCGAUUGCAUAAAUUUCCCGAUCUUAAAUUCCGUUACGUGGAAGAGGAUUCACCAGAGGAGUUUUUUGUUCCCUAUGUUUGGUCCUUAAUCUUUAAUAAGAGUGGAUUGUUUUGGAACCCUGGCUGUGUUCAGCUGUUUGCACUGGAAUCCUAAUAUCCAAUCCUACCAAAACUUAGACUUUGACGACCAUUUUAAUUUAAAAAUUUUCUUUAUAAAUUUCACAUCUUGCCUCUGUGCCAGCAGGUGCUAAUAAUGUCAUCUUGCUCAAUGCUUUUAUUUAUCUAAAAAGUCUGUUUUGAUUUCAGAUGUUCAUAUACUACACAUCUAAAAUAUGAAAAUGUUAGAUAUAUGUAAUAUAAUUCGAUUGUAAUGCUGGUCUGUUAUGGCAAUAUGAGCUGUAAAUCCCUAUGUACUACUAUCUACUAUGUAUGCUAAGAAUGUAUAAAUUGCAGACUUAUAACGUGGUGAAAAUAACAGUUAAGCUUGUUAAUAUGGGAUAUAUCCAUCUGUAUAUGGAAUGAAGUUACACCAUAGUAUCUGCACUUAUAUCUGCUUAAUAUUUAACAAGGGUGUUUAACUCAUUAUUUUUACAUCUGUGUCGAAUGAUGGUAAAUUCAUCUGCUUCUCUGGUAGUUUAAAAAUAUAUAAAAUGAAGCGCUUUUCCCCCCAUAUUAUUCCCCCUACAUUUAGAAUAGCAACAUAGUUAUACCAAUGUUAGUUUGUAGUUCAAUGUCAAUUUAAUUGCAUUAAUAAUUUUUUUAUAUUUCACUAGGUGAAUUUUCAUUUCAUCCUUUGUUUCACAUGUAUAUGUCACAAUAAUUUGCAAAAAUGCUUAAAUUUUUCAUCUAAUUCUAAUUAAUUAAAAUUUUUAAUGUGGAUUUAACAAUAUUCCAUUUCCAACUAAGGGUAAAGCAUAUUUUUGAUGGAUUCUUUAUCAAUGCACAAUGUCAAUUUUACACAAGCUACACCAGAACUGAUUCUCAGAUAACCAGAUAACUUCCUAUAUUUUGCUUCUUAAAGUUUUGUAAUGUACCAGCGAACCAUUCAAUUGGAUUAUCACCAAAGUUAUGCUUUAAUCUGAGGAUUAACUUGAGGCUUUUAGUUUACUAAUCCUCACAGAAAUUUAUAACUGGACAAUCAUAUGAAUAAUUCGCUGUGCUGUUCACACACACACAUGUAUGAUACAUACAUAUAUAUGUAUAUUAUAUAUAAAUACGUCUAAUUUUUUAAGGAUUGUUUAAUAAAUUUUGCUUUUAUUUUUUGCUCCACAUUUAA
Ciona intestinalis (vase tunicate) is the source of this 3475-nucleotide messenger RNA. RefSeq names its product dymeclin. Gene Ontology annotation, cellular component: Golgi apparatus. The record is from RefSeq and is a predicted model, not a curated record. Gene Ontology annotation, biological process: Golgi organization. Lineage: Eukaryota; Metazoa; Chordata; Ascidiacea; Phlebobranchia; Cionidae.